CCGAUGACAUAGGCCGGCCACCUCAGUGCUCCGCUGAGGCACGGGCGGCCGCCCAAAUUGGCGGUGUGGAGGUGCGGAUCCGGGGAUGUGCGGGGUCUGAAUCCUGGCGCUCUGGAGGUUGGAACUGCAACACCUCACUUAAAGCUGGAGCCAUGGGCAGAACUUACCUUGUCGAGGAAGGUAUUGGGCAGUACCUGACAGAACUCAGCACGAAGGUGAAGCCAUAUGUCACUGGCCUGUUGAUAGGGCAGUGUUCCCCACAACGGGACUAUGUCAUUCGGGCUGUGCGAACCCCUCCCAAGGAGCAGCAGCAGGAGGAGAGUGUGGGCCCUCCCAAGCUGGCAUCCCUGGAUGAGGAGUGGAUCACCACACACGCCAGUCAGGUGUCCAGAAUGCUCCCUGGAGGGCUGCUGGUUCUCGGUGUGUUCAUGAUUGCAAGUCCAGAGCUGGCAAAAGAUGGUCAGAAUGCUUUGCGUAAGCUAAUCUUCUCAGUGGAAAAGUCCUUGAGUAAAAGAAGGCUCUGGAAACCUGCUGAGGAGGAGGUCUCAGACAGAGCAGCACUUCAGAUCUGUUCUGCUACAAAAAAAGUAGUUUGCCGAACCUACGAUGUGCAAGACCCAAAGAGUUCAGCUAAACCAGCAGACUGGAAAUACCAGAGUGCUCUGACUGCUUCCUGGGUAGCUUUGGGCUGCACAGUAAAUGUGAAUAUCCACAUUCCACUUCUUGCUACUUCCCCCAACCAUGACCUGGAGAAGAAUACCAAGAAUGGGUUAAACCGAUGGUCAAAACAGAUCGAAGACAGUGUUUUUCUGAUCAAUGGCCGAGUUAAAGAUGAGGAUACAGAGCUGCUGGAAGGGCAGAAAAAGUUCAGAGGAAAUACACAGCCCAGCACUCAGUUUUCUGAUGUCAAGGUUCUGACACAGCUGUGCCAGGGUACUGGUGCAAGGUCCACGGCGACUGUGCAGGUGUGCAGUGGCUCCAUAAACCUCCGGGGAGCUGUGAAGUGCAGGGCCUACAUCCACAGCAACAAGCCCAAGGUUAAAGAAGCCAUUCAGGCUUUGAAAAGAGACAUAAUAAAUACAUUGAGUGAUCGGUGUGAAAUACUGUUUGAAGAUCUGGUUUUAAAUGAAGGACCUCAGAAAAAAAAUUUUGGGAGGGAAUAUCAUGUCUUGCCUCAGAGACUGUUCGUCCCAGUUGCUGGAUCCAUUGUGAUGCUCUGUGAUUAUAAGUUUGGUGAUGAGGCUGCUGGAGAAAUCCAGGAACGUUUUGUGGAGAUGUUGGAUCAGCCUGUCCAAGCUGAAGAUAUGCACAUAGCUGAGGACAUUAGCACAGUUGAUAUUUGCCCAGUGACUGAGAGCCCAAGUGAAACACAACAGGCACAGCUGACAAAAGCAAACUUGCUGUUGAAGCUCCAACAAAAUAUGGGGUUGGUCGUGGCAGCUGCUGUCGCAGUCCUGGCAUCGAUUUUCUCCUUCAACUACUUCAGUGAUUGAUCUGCAGUGAUUAAACUCCAGCCACCACAGCUCCUGGGAAGUGUUGGCCAUUCACAAGAUGGAACUAGCUGGGGUUAAUAUAUUAGUAAUUAAGAAUUGUUGCCUAAAUCUCACCAGGUAGAUGUGCAAUGUGAACUGUAAUGGUAGAUUCAGUUACCUUUUUCCAUCAUAUACUUCCUAGAUCAAGUAGAAUUAUGCACUUAGAGAAUCAAGUAGAGGGUGAAGCAGGUUUACAAGAGACUAAUCCUGUUGCUCUGUAUAAAUGAAUGAUGAUUAUAUUUUCUGGGGAGGUCCCUUAAACAAAUAUAGAACCUUCAUUUUUGUCCUCCUGGCUCCUUUAAUGCAAAAUGCUACUCCUGGUGUUUCUCAGGGUAUUGGUAAAACCUGCAUAAUGACCUGGUAUGGCAAUUCCUGCUUUAAGGGUUCAUUUGCUAAGAGAAAUCUUAUUUUAUUACUGUUAACUGGGGGAAAAUUAGUUUUAGUGAAGCCAGCAUUUCACCAUAUGCAUUGUUUUAGAUAAUACUGGCUAACUAGCAUAAAAUGCAUACAAAGAGUUUCUAAAAGUUUCAAGACUAGACCAAGGCAGCCUGUAAAUAGCUUGGUUCAAGACUGGAGAACUCAGAAAUCAAUGAAAUGCAUGGCAUUGCUGAGCUGUGUGUGUGCUGCUGCCUUUGACUCAGUGCCUCCUGAUGAGGAUUUCUUUAUCCAGCUGCAAUGCAAUCAUUGUUAUCUUGGAAUUUUAACUAUUUCAGCAACAGUUAUACCUAGGCAGGCCUUGUGGGGUAUCUUGUAGGUACAGGUAAGUUAUUAAAAUUAUUUCUAAUCAGGAUUUUUAGAUUAUAAACAGAGAGCUUUCCAUUAUGAGAGAUUUUCCUGGGGAUGUUGGCCAGUUACAUGUUUACUUGACAUGAGAAAGGUGGAAGGAGGGAAUGAAUUCUGGUAAGGCUAGAAAGAUAAUUUGUAUAUGAAAUGUGAUGCUUACUUGGACCUGAACUACAACAGAAAAAAAUUAAAAGCAUUUUAAUACCAAUGCAAAUUCCUUUUUUGUUUGAAGGCAGUGGAACACAAAGAAGAAAAAAAUAAACCCUUUGAUUCUAAAGCAUAAUCAAGUAUGUACUGGAAUACCUUUAUUAAAGGCAACUCUGAGAAAGUUAUCUUGACUACUGUUGCCUCACCUGUGUAUUCUGUUUUUACAUGUUUGGAAAAAAAAGAGCUGCUUUUAGUAUUUUAAGUAUAUUUUGAAAGACAGUGUUGAUCUUCCAUGCUCAGCAUUUCUCAAGUGGGGCUUCCUGGAGGGAGGUGGUGAGUGUUAUGAUGGAGGCACUGGGUUCACCUGCUGUGGGUUUUAUAAUUGCUUUUUAUUCUGUGCCAGUGAGUGGAAUCAAUAGGCAGGAAUCUGGAGGUAGGAUGACAACCAGGGGAGGCUGAGGGUUAUCCAGAAAAUGGGAAUAAUUUUGUAACAUUCAGAAUAUGGUUGGUUUAAAAAUUGCUCUGCUACAGUCUCUGUUGGAAGGAGGAACAGGGAUGUAAUUAAUAGAAAGGCACUGUCUUUUGGCUCUCUUUUUUUUGAGAAUAGGGCGUGCUUUUGGAGGUAAAAUAUAAAAUGAUUAUUCUUUUGUUGCCUGUAACACAAAACUCAGCCACAGAAGUGAAGUACAGCAUCUCUGACGCCAGAGGAAAAAGUUGUCCUGAAACACUCUUCUGUAGUUGUUCUUGUUUAGUACAUGUGGUGUCAAAAAUACAGCUUGUUGGGAUGUAUUUUUCAAGGGAUUCCCUUGCAAAGAACUUCCUCUUUUUUCUUCGUCUGCAAAUGUUUUCAGUGCUUAGUAAAUGAUCCUUUUCUUUGUGGUAAUGGUUAAAUUAAUCCUUCCAUUUAGAACUAACUAGGUAUCGGGGAUCUAAUUUUCCAGUUUGGGCUUGGAAGAAGGCAAAGAAGGAAGUUUGCUCUG
Molecule: messenger RNA, 3442 nt
Organism: Ficedula albicollis (Collared flycatcher)
Lineage: Eukaryota; Metazoa; Chordata; Aves; Passeriformes; Muscicapidae
Gene: ODR4
Product: chromosome 8 open reading frame, human C1orf27
Exons: 14
Coding region: 153-1493 (446 amino acids)
Biological process (GO): intracellular protein localization
Cellular component (GO): endomembrane system
Source: RefSeq, a predicted model, not a curated record